AUGAUCGGCAAGCUUUCUAUCGUGCUCUCAGUGCUCGCGGUUAGCAGAGCAUUGCCGAUUCUAGUAUACGAAAACGAUAUGCCAGCAUUUAUUUGGCGUACAGCUCGUGCUCCUAACGUAGCAUUUGGGUUCGGCAGUGGAUUCAGUAGUAAUAUUGGUGGGAUCAGCCAGUCUAAUAGUAUUGGAGCCUCUUUCCAAAGUGGCGACGCUGAUGCGUACGGCGCUGGCAUCGCUUCCGAUGGAAAUUUAGCACAAGGUAUAGGCUACGCUCGUGCGAGCCCUUACCAUCAAAUUCUACCUUUAGGACUACAUCAGUCUUCUUCUUCUGCAUUUAGUAAUUCCUUUGGAAGAAAUUACGGCUCAGCAAUCUCAUCUGCUCAGAACUUCGGGAACUCAGGAUUAUCUCUAUCAUCUGCUCAAAAUCACAACGGCUUUGGAACAGCAGUAUCAGCUGUUCAGAACAAUGGUAUAGGAAAUUACCAAACUGCCGCAUCUCAAGCCUAUAACGGUCGCAGUGGAUUUGAUUCUGCAGUAUCUAGUGCGAGUUCGCAUGGCUUAGGUUAUGGAGUAGCUCAGUCUGCUGCACAGAAUAUUGGUGGAUAUGGCUCAGCUUUAUCUCUCUCUCAGAACCAAGGAUUAAAUAACUUCGGCACAGCUAUUUCCGCUUCAAACAACAAUGGCGGUUUUGGAUCUAGUAUCGCUCAGACAACACAGCAACAUGGCAGACACUUGCAGCAAAGCGGUGCUAGCAGUAUUAACGGUCCUGGAAUUCAGGCCUCACAAUCUCAUGCCAUUAAUAACGGCUAUUAC
Brenthis ino (lesser marbled fritillary) is the source of this 810-nucleotide messenger RNA. The record is from the annotation of a GenBank genome assembly. NCBI's taxonomy places the organism in Eukaryota, Metazoa, Arthropoda, Insecta, Lepidoptera, Nymphalidae.